GUACGUCACAGUAUGUUGACGUGUGGCUAGCCCGUUAGCUCAGCACACACGCCCCUCUUCAUUGCGGUUUCUUUUAGACCCAGAUUUAAUUUUUAGGUUUUAUAAAAAUCCAGAAUGGCAGCGGACUGGGAGGAAAUUCGGCGAUUGGCUGCGGACUUCCAGCGAGCACAGUUUGCAGAUACGGUGCAAAGGCUGUCAGAGAGAAAUUGCAUUGAGAUCAUUAAUAAAUUGGUGGAGGACAAGAAACUGGACGUGGUGCACACUUUGGACGGUAAAGAGUACAUCACCCCGGCUCAGAUCAGCAGAGAGAUCCGGGAUGAGCUGUACGUGCACGGGGGACGUGUCAAUAUUGUGGAUCUACAGCAGAUCAUUAAUGUGGACUGGGUGCAUGUUGAGAACAGAGCCAGUGACAUCGCCAGAUCUCAAGGCAUUCAGCUUAUUUUGGGGCAACUUAUUGACGAUGGAUACCUGGACCGUUUGGCUGAAGAGGUGAAUGACAAACUGCAGGAAGCUGGUCUGAUAAGCAUAGCAGAACUGUGCAAGAGCUAUGACCUGCCGGGUGACUUUCUCACUGAGGAGUUGUCUAAGCGUCUGGGGAAACUCAUCCAGGGAGAGAUGGACCAGUACAACAGAGGCAUCAUCUUCACUCAGGCUUUCGUGGCCAGACACAAGGCCAGAAUACAGGGUCUCUUCAGUGCCAUCACACGGCCGACACCUGUCAGCAGCAUGAUCGGGGCAUUUGGAUUCCAGGAGCAUCUCCUCUACUCUGUCCUGGAGGAGUUGGUAAACACUGGACGUCUGAAAGGAACGGUUGUUGGCGGCAGACAGGACAAAGCUGUUUAUAUCCCUGAUAUUUAUGCCAGAACACAGAACGCCUGGGUGGACUCUUUCCUCCAACAGAAUGGAUAUUUAGAGUUUGAUGCUCUGGUAAGGCUGGGCAUCCCUGACCCCAGCUCCUACAUAAAGAAGCGGUACAAGUCCAAUAAACUGUUGUUCCUACGAGCAGCCUGUGUGGGCCAGGGCUUGGUGGACCAGGUGGAGGGGUCUGUGGAGGAGGCAGUCAGCUCGGGCUCUUGGACUGAUAUCCAGCCCAUUCUGCCGAGCUGCCUGUCUGAGGAGGACGUGGGCAUACUGAUAAACCAGGCCAUGAGGAACAUCAACGCCCAGUCUUCUGCUCGAAUCCUGGGAGGAACUGUAGUGGUUAGUGAGAAGUUCCUCAGCAGCUGCCUCUCUCUGUUUGAUGAAGCCAUGCAGCAGAAGGCUUUGAAGGAGGUUAAGAACAACCCAGUGUUUCUGAUCACAGAAGAUGACAUGAAACAGGCCUCCAUGUUGUCUGAGAGCUCUGCCCUGUCUAAAAAGGAGAAGAGGGAAGCAGACCGCAGGAAGAAGGCAACAGAGGGGAGUGGCAGUGUGAAAGCAGGUGGUGGAGGAAAUGCCAGAGAAAUCCGGAUACGUAAAACCAAAAAGAAGGGCAGGAGAGAUGACGACAGUGAUGAAGAAACUGGGUCUACUCAGCAGAAUCGUAACAAACAGACUGAAGUCCCAUUCAUGGCAGAGGAUGAGAUCAUAACUGUGUUGGAGCAGCGCCUCACAGACUGUCCUGAGGACAUCCUCUCAGAGCUGGCAGAGCAUCUGCAGCGGCCUCUGACUAAAAACUACCAGGAGGUUCUGCGCACAGUCUUCAUGUCGUCCAGCAGCUCUCCAUCAGGCCCCAGCAAAAAAAAGAGCAUGAAGGACCUGCAGGAGGAGAUCUCUAGUCUCUACAACAACAUCCGGCUCUUUGAAAAGGGCACCAAAGCCUUCUCAGAUGAGACCCAGGUGCACAUUGCUAAACAUGUGCUGAAAACUGUGUGCACAGAUGUGACCAAUAUCCUGGUCAACUUCCUGGCUGCAGACAUGAUGAUGUCUGUGGAGAACCCCAGCUCCAUCACUCCUGAGGUUCGACUGAAGAUCGUUGGAAAACUCCCAGAUGAGACAAAAGGGCCCCUGAUGAAACUGCACAAUGCUCUUAAUGGAAAAUCUAUUGAAGAUUUCCUGACAAAUAUCGAGAGCUCCGCAGAGGUGUGUGGCUUUAUGCUGAAGAAGGCCGAUAAAAAAAAGGAGAGACAAACCCUGUUCGUGCACAGACAGGCCCUCCUGGAGCAGCUCAGGGACACAGAGGACCCUGCUCUGGUUCUACACCUCACCAGUGUGCUGCUGUUCCAGGCCUGUACCCAGAACAUGCUCCAUGCCCCGGGCCGCUGUGUGCCCCAGAUCAUCGGCACGCUCACCGGACGCAUCUCUACGGAGCAGCAGCAGCUGUUGACGUCGUACCAGAGCCUGGUGGUGAAGCAGCUGGUGAGCCGCAAACAGGAGGAGGGAGGAGAAGGGGACCAGCCAGAUGAGGAGACCAAGGAGAUCCGAGCCCAGAUCCAAGCUCUGACCCCACAGGUCAAAGAGCUGGUGACGGCUCAGAAGAAGACUGAAGAAUAACUCUGUGCUCCAGACUGUACUUAAACCCUUGUGGAAGUAAUUCACAAAAUGAUUUCAGGCAAAUCUCUGUGUGGGAUGUCUCCUGUCUACUCAAAUCCUCAAUGAGGCCCUGAUGUCCAAAUAGUCAUUAAAAGCUUACCGUCUUAAGUGGA
This is a messenger RNA of Boleophthalmus pectinirostris (great blue-spotted mudskipper), 2624 nucleotides long. RefSeq names its product UFM1-specific ligase 1 (gene ufl1). The transcript has 19 exons. The record is from RefSeq and is a predicted model, not a curated record. Gene Ontology annotation, biological process: response to endoplasmic reticulum stress; protein K69-linked ufmylation; regulation of proteasomal ubiquitin-dependent protein catabolic process. Gene Ontology annotation, cellular component: endoplasmic reticulum membrane. The coding region runs from base 115 to 2472 and encodes 785 amino acids. Gene Ontology annotation, molecular function: UFM1 ligase activity. NCBI's taxonomy places the organism in Eukaryota, Metazoa, Chordata, Actinopteri, Gobiiformes, Gobiidae.